GGCCACUGACCACAACGUUGAUAACACGACGGCGAUCCUCAGAGAGUGGCUGAAGAACGUUCAGCACCUUUACCACGAUGUGGAGUGGAGGCCGAUGGAAGACCCCCCGUCUUACCCAGAAGAAAUUGGGCCAAAACAUUGGCCGAGCUCCCGAUUCACUCACGUGAUGAAACUCCGACAGGCAGCCCUGCGCGCUGCACGGGAGAGGUGGUCAGACUACAUCCUGUUUAUUGAUGCAGAUAAUUUACUGACCAACCCACAAACCCUGAGCCUGAUGAUAGCAGAAAACAAGACACUGGUGGCACCGAUGCUCGAGUCUCGCUCUCUCUACUCUAACUUCUGGUGUGGCAUCACCCCCCAGGGCUACUACAGAAGGACCCUGGAUUAUCCCCUGAUUCGGGAAUGGAAGAGGACAGGCUGUUUCCCUGUCCCAAUGAUUCAUUCCACGUUCCUCAUUGACUUGAGGAAAGAGGCCUCCACCAAGCUGAUGUUCUACCCGCCCCACCAGGACUACACCUGGAGCUUUGACGAUAUCAUGGUCUUUGCCUUCUCCAGCCGCCAAGCAGGAAUUCAGAUGUUUGUCUGCAACCGUGAGCACUAUGGUUUCCUUCCCAUGCCCCUGAAACCGCACCAGACGCUGCAAGAAGAAGCCGAGAACUUUGUGCACACACUGAUCGAGGCUAUGAUCGAUCGCCCUCCCAUUGAACCCUCUCAGUAUGUCUCUGUUCCUCCGAAGAACCCGGACAAGAUGGGAUUCGAUGAAAUUUUCAUGAUCAACCUGAAGCGUCGGAAAGACAGGCGGGAUCGGAUGCUGCGGACUCUCUAUGAGCAGGAGAUCACAGUCAAGAUCGUGGAGGCUGUUGAUGGAAAAGCGCUGAACACGAGUCAGCUCAAGGCUCUCAGCAUCGACAUGCUCCCGGGUUACCGGGACCCGUACUCCUCCAGGCCCCUGACCAGGGGAGAGAUCGGCUGCUUCCUCAGCCACUACUACAUCUGGAAGGAGGUGGUGAACAGGGAACUGGAGAAGACGCUUGUUAUUGAGGAUGAUGUGCGCUUCGAACACCAGUUCAAAAGGAAGCUCAUGAAGCUGAUGGACGACAUUGAACGAGCCCAGCUGGACUGGGAGCUGAUGUGA
This is a messenger RNA of Opisthocomus hoazin, 1135 nucleotides long. The record is from RefSeq and is a predicted model, not a curated record. Lineage: Eukaryota; Metazoa; Chordata; Aves; Opisthocomiformes; Opisthocomidae.